This is a messenger RNA of Aspergillus tubingensis, 351 nucleotides long. RefSeq lists its product as uncharacterized. The coding region runs from base 1 to 351 and encodes 116 amino acids. The record is from RefSeq and is a predicted model, not a curated record. The transcript has 4 exons. NCBI's taxonomy places the organism in Eukaryota, Fungi, Ascomycota, Eurotiomycetes, Eurotiales, Aspergillaceae.
AUGAAGACUUUUACUGUUGCCGUUACUUCUUUCCUGGCAGUUGCUGGCCUUGUUACAGCAAUCCCAAUGCCUCAGGAUUCUGAACUGGCCAACAUAGUGGGUCAGAUGGCCACAAGUAUUGAUCCACCGGUUGGCCAAGGCAGACCUGUUGCUGCAGCUAAUGCUGGACAAUCUAUGGCUGAUCCGGGGAACGCAGCUGAGACGGCAGCGAAUGUGCUUGCUGGAGCUGGUAAUACCUUCAACGAAUCUCCAGGCGCUGCCCCUGCUCAAAACAAUGCACCGCAGUUACAAAACACAGUAAAUUCAGCGGAGGGAGUUAUCGGGACUCUAGUCGGAAACGUAAGGAAGUAA